AUGGGUGGGAGGAAGGGCGAAGGGCCCCAGCGCCCGGAGGGAACCGAAAAGCUAGCCUCGGGGCAGCAGGAAUCAGGGUCAGUCAGCACAGACGGCGCGCCCAGCCAGGAACGCCGAAAGGGCCGCAGUAAGGCCCGAGGGGCGAGACCGGUCUUGGAGCCCGCCACCGCGGGAGGCCAGGAGAACCCUGGUGGGCGCAGGAAGUCCACCGUAGAGGAGAACAGCGACUGCGGCCUGCCAGAGGCUGGGCCGCAGCCAGAGGCCAAGAGGAGCCAAGGCAGCGAGCGGCGUCGGGGAUGCGGGCCUAAGGAGAGCCACAAGCCCGAGGACGGCUGCGGAGGGUGCCUGGAGAAGAGUCUCCCCCGAGGAGGAGGGAGGACACGCGAGCGCGACCGCCGCAGGCGGAGAGGAAAAGGGCACAGCCGCUCGGUUCUGCCGGGCCGCCGAGAGACCCGGAGCCUCGAUGGGGACACGUCGGGUGGAGACGGGGGCAGUUCCUGCCGGGACAGCGAAGCUCGAGAGGCCUGGGAGAGCGGCAGCCAGGGCGGCGGGGUCCCGGAGCUGCGGCCCAACUCGGAACAAACGGACACGGGCUCUGGAGGCACCCAAACCUGUCUGGAGCCAGCGCUGGAGACGCCAGGAGAGCGCCCGAGCAGCGAUGGCAUCAGCAGCGACGGCGUCAGCAGCGACGGCAGGGGCAGCUACCAGCCCUCUGCCGAGCCCCAGAGCCCGGAAGGGUCGUCGGGGGCGAGGCCCCAGGGAGAGACUGAGGAUUCUGGGACAGACACGGACUCGAGUCUGGGGGGGGCCGGGCCUGGACGGAGCCCAUGGGCAGCCCCAGGAACGGCGAGCCGGGCCACUGAGGCCGAAAAGGCUGAGCCGGACGGAAAAGCCACGGCUCCUAGUCCCCUCGAGGGCAGCCGCGCACGCGUUCCCCGGAGCUUGUGGGCUUCUCGAGACCCAAAGCCGGCCCGAGACGCAAGGGACAAUGGCCUGCAGCUGGAGGCAGAGCCGCGGGGCGCCGAGCCCGUAAGAGCCGAGGCCUCAACUGCCCGGGGUCAACGCCGCCAGGUUGGAAAGGUGGUGGGGAAGGUGCAAGUGCUGAGCCUAGCGGGUGUAGUGGGGCUCAGGGGGCGACCGAGGGCUCCCCCUGGCGGCGGCCUGAGCUCCCCGCAGGUUGCAAAAAGCCCAGUCCCUGACUAUCCUUCCGAGAACCAGGACCCGACUCCAGAUCCCAAGUUCGCGGUCGUCUUCCCCAGGAUCCACACGGCAGGGAGGGCCUCACGCAGACGUAGUUCAGAGGAAGGGUCCGCGGAUCCCCCCGCCGGGGAGAUGCGCAUUUGGCCUUGUGCAGGGGCUUCAGGAGACAGUGAGGGGCACAGGGCUAGUGGAGAAGGGGUGGCCGAGCCCCUCCACAGCUCUCUCCUCGGCCCAACUUUCUCCGACGAGCCCCCACUCGACGAGAGCAGCUCCAGCAGCGAGGCGGAGCCGGAGACCUUGGGAGCCGAGGCUCCAGUGCACUGGGCGCAGAGCUCGGACGCCCAUGAGGACCCUGGGCUUGGCACCGAAGCACUGCUGCCCCGACUCACCUUGGAGACCCGCCUGCGGCGGGAGAGGAGCCCAGGCCCCCGCGGGUCCCUGAGGGAUCGGUGGGAGCCGGAGGAUGAGGCCGAGGAGGCGCUGGAGAGAGAGCUGGAGCUGAGCCUCGGGCCGGGCCUGGAGGCGCUACCAUUUUCCGGCCUCGGGGACGGCCUAGAAGACACCGAGGACCUAGCCCGGCUGCGGCUGGUGUGUGACAACUCCAUUCUGCUCUGCCUCAAGAAGAGGUUUCACCUGGGCCGAAUCUAUACCUUUGGGGGGCCCCUCCUGCUCGCUCUGAACCCCCACCGGCCCCUGCCUCUCUUCUCACCUGAGGUCAUGGCUAGCUACCUUCCCAGGAAGGCCCCCAACACCACCCCACACAUCUUUGCCAUUGCGGCAUCAGCCUAUAUCCUGUCUCAGAGCACUGGGCAGGGCACAUGCAUCCUCAUGGGGUGAGUGGUGUCCG
Molecule: messenger RNA, 2047 nt
Organism: Vicugna pacos (alpaca)
Lineage: Eukaryota; Metazoa; Chordata; Mammalia; Artiodactyla; Camelidae
Source: RefSeq, a predicted model, not a curated record